AUGCAACGGAGAUGGGAAAAGAUAAAGCAAAAAGUUACACUUGGAAUUAAUGCUGUCCAAGAAAAAGUUGGACCAUCCUCAAUUCAAGAAGAUGAAUCAUACUUAAACUUGAUAAAUCAAAUAAAUGAUGCAGGUGAAAAACUCAAUGAAAUUCAAAAAUGCGUUUCCGAGUUUACAAAAUCUAUUGAGGGUUAUUCAAAUGCUCAGUACGGCAUCUCUUUUCGAAUUUCUAAACUGUUCAAAAGUGGAGAUAAAGACUAUGAAAGUUCACAAGCUACAUAUAAAGCCCAAGAGUCCCUUUAUUUGAACGGAAAGAGUUUAUCUGAAUCAUUUGCAGAAUUACUAAAUGACCAACUCGUCAAAGAAAUUGUUCCUCUUCAAGAGCAGCUUCAAAAAAUAAAUGACAUUGCUGAUCAAAGGAGAAAAGAUCAUAUAUUACUUGCAAAUUCUCAAAAGGAUCUAGAAAAGGCAAAGGCGAAAGGAAAAAUCAAACGUCUGAGCCGUUUACAAGAAAUAGUUGCAACUCAUCAAGCGAAGUAUACAAAAAGUGAUAAUGACUUCAAGCAAGCAGCAAACGAGUAUCUCUCGGCAGCUCCUUCUAAAUACACAGCAAUUUUCGAAGCUUUCCAAACUUAUGUUGCCGAAUUCUAUGAAGAAGGACGAAAACAAGCACUUGAGAGUAUUCCUAACUUCAAAUAUGAUGAAAUUAAGGCACAAAGACCCUCAAUUACUAUUGUUCCUCAAGUUCCAAAUGAAGAAGAAGAAGAAAAGAAAGAGUGA
Molecule: messenger RNA, 780 nt
Organism: Trichomonas vaginalis G3
Lineage: Eukaryota; Parabasalia; Trichomonadida; Trichomonadidae
Product: arfaptin homology (AH) domain/bar domain domain-containing protein
Exons: 1
Coding region: 1-780 (259 amino acids)
Source: RefSeq, a predicted model, not a curated record